AUGUUGAAUUGUGUUUUGGGUAAACUUGGAUGUGGGAAUGGAUCAGGAGGGAUGCAUCAGAGAAUUGAAACCGAAGAAGAAGAAGAAGAAAGAAGGGAAGGAAAGCGAGAGAGAAGGUCCAAGUCUCCAGGAGGUGCGGGUGUUGAUGAGUUUGACUUGUGCUCUAAAUAUUCUUGCAUUAAAUGGUCAUUUGACAUUAGUAAAAAUAAUAAUAAUAACAACAAUCAUAAUAACUUGGACUCUUACCCUCCGGCUCUCCGCCACCAGAUAAGCCACCACUCUGACGACCACCACCGGCACCACCGUGAGGAACCAGACGUGGACACAAUCCCCACCGAUUCGCAUGCCGUGCCGGUGAUAGAUCUCGAACGCUUAUUGAACGAAGAUUAUGAAAUGACGGAGAAGCUAGACGAGGCUUGCAGGGAUUGGGGGAUAUUCCGGUUAGCCAAUCACGGAGUUCCGUUAACCCUGUUAUCCAAACUUCACGACCUAGCCAAACAGCUACUUUGCAUGCCCUUUGAAUCCAAACAAGCCUCCUGUGAUGGUAGCCCCGUGGUUUACUUCUGGGGCAACCCUGCCCUAACCGGAUCCGGGACAGGCGUAUCCGGAGACCCAAGCAAGAUCAAUUUAUUUGAAGGCUUCAAUGUCCCUUUAGCACAGCUCCAUGAGUUUCACCCUCAGCUUCCUCUGCUUGAGUCUUUCAGAGAUGCGCUAGUAGACUAUGGAAGGCACCUAUCAAGAAUCGUUAAAUCUUUGUUCGAAGCAAUGGUGAAGAAGCUGAGUCUGAGAAUAGAGAAGCCAGAAAUAAGCUCGUAUGUGGCAGACAAGACUGGGUUUAUACGAGUGUAUCGUUAUCCUCGAAACCCUAAAUAUUCAAAUAACAACAAUGGUGGUUGUUGGGGAAUGGAACCUCACACAGAUAGCUCUGUGCUGUCCAUUCUCAGCCUUCAUGCUCAAGAUUCUGGACUUGAAGUCCUCAGAGAUCAUCAAUGGCUUCCUGUUCAAUCCAUUCCCAAUACUCUCACUGUCAACAUUGGCGACAUGAUGCAGGCGAUAAGUGAUGAGAGAUACAAGAGUGCAUUGCACAGAGUGAAGAUAAACGAAGAGAAAGAGAGAAUGUCGAUAUGUUACUUCGUGUUCCCACACGAUGAGGUGGUCAUACAGAGUUCCCAAUAUAAGCCCUUCACGUACAGUGAUUUCAGAGCACAAGUUGAAGACGACAUCAAAACCAUUGGCCACAAAGUUGGACUCCCCAGAUUUCACUACUCUCACAAAUGA
Molecule: messenger RNA, 1278 nt
Organism: Neltuma alba
Lineage: Eukaryota; Viridiplantae; Streptophyta; Magnoliopsida; Fabales; Fabaceae
Product: gibberellin 2-beta-dioxygenase 8-like
Exons: 5
Coding region: 1-1278 (425 amino acids)
Source: RefSeq, a predicted model, not a curated record